CCUACGAUAUUUGCGUUGAGAUUCACGGGCGGACCGACCGGUUUGUGGCGAUUGUGUCGAAAGAGACAUAUUAUUUGCCAAAAGAUUAGCCAAUUCUUCGCAUUUCUAUUUCUGGUGGCGAUUAAUGCCGGUGCCAUCGAUGACUGCUUCGCUACAUAUCAGUCACUCAUACAACCGGACCGUAGUUUUGUAGACAACGAAAACCUCUUCUACAGUCUGGCCCUCAAUGUCACGGGUGCGCUCGCGCUCGACAUACUCUGGUAUAGGAGACGACUAUUGCGGGAAUUGCUUGAUAUGAUUGAUUUGGAGCACAGGAUAUGCAUUAUAUUUGACGAGGAGAUCCGGCGCGCCAACGCCCGUAUCAUCAGGAAAAAGUCGUGCGGUAUGUUUGUGUUUAUGGUCUCCUACGCCUGGUAUACCAUCUGGUCUGUGAUCGACUCCUCCGACGAAAGCAAUAUUGUUAAGCCAGAUAACCGUAUUCAAGAGAUUCACUGCCUAAUUGUAUACAUCAUUAGAUGUCUGUCCGUUUUGGUAUUCUCUAUAAUCCUAUCGUUUUAUAUAUCGCUUUCGUGGGUCUUUCGGCUCAAAGUUCGCCGAAUUAACCAACACUUGAAGAAACAGUUGUCCGAAGCGACCAAUAAGGCCAAUGAUGCCAACCCUGCCGUCAAUGAUAGCGCAAAAAUCAUUGAACUCUGGUUCAGGGCUUAUAUCAUUCAGUCCAAGAAGUUUGAGAUCAUAUUCAAACAAAUAGCCGGCAUGUUUUAUAUGGUUAUGAUUUACUCCAUACUAGCGUUGGCACAGAUUGUCAUGUCUGCCGUUUUGAACAAUUUGACGGACAUGUCUCCAAUGAAACCCAUAUGUGAUGGGAUCGCCAGUCUAGCCAUUAUUGUUUACUUCUUGUAUUCGGUAUCUAUUGUCGAACACUAUUUACUAAAAGUGGCUCGACUUCUGUAUCAAUUGUCGCUAACAAUCAGAUUCAGAUCCGAUGACAAUGAGACCAUUACUCUCAGCAAAAAAUUUAAACUGCUGGGGUGGACAAUACAUAGGACUGGUCUUAGUUUAACCAUUUUUGGUAUUAUUAAUAUCAAUCGACAUCUGAUUAUAUCAACUGCCAGUCUGUUGGUUACUUACUCCAUAUUAAUGUAUGAGUUCACGAGUGGCAAACAUAGUCUCUUCAUUCACUGA
This is a messenger RNA of Oppiella nova, 1185 nucleotides long. Lineage: Eukaryota; Metazoa; Arthropoda; Arachnida; Sarcoptiformes; Oppiidae. The record is from the annotation of a GenBank genome assembly.